Messenger RNA from Diprion similis, 2444 nucleotides. RefSeq names its product relaxin receptor 1 (gene Lgr3). The transcript has 21 exons. Gene Ontology annotation, molecular function: G protein-coupled receptor activity; protein binding. The record is from RefSeq and is a predicted model, not a curated record. Gene Ontology annotation, biological process: G protein-coupled receptor signaling pathway. Gene Ontology annotation, cellular component: membrane. The coding region runs from base 119 to 2383 and encodes 754 amino acids. Lineage: Eukaryota; Metazoa; Arthropoda; Insecta; Hymenoptera; Diprionidae.
GCGAGGACAUCGGCGCACGGCGCGGACUUCGCCAAGGGCUGCCUUAUUUAAAAAGGAUUCCUCCCUCAGCCAGGAGCACGCUUUUCCAUCAAACUCUUCGCUUACCAUCGGCUUUGAAAUGAAGUACAAAUAUAUCGCCAAAGUUGGCGUUUCGCUGAUAUCGUUUCUCGUUAUCCUGUCCGGUUUGAUGUAUUACUUCAGUCAAGACGAAUGUCCGAGGGGGACGUUUCCCUGCGCCAACAGUACCGUCUGCAUUGCUCAGCGUGAGUGGUGCGACGAAGUGCCAAACUGCCCGUACGGAGAUGACGAGAAGGAGGAUGAAUGCUUCGAUUCCAACGGAAGUUGGGACUUUUUCUACUCGUCUGUAAUAAGCUCGGGCAUCGAAGUGACCUGCGAAAGUUUUGAACUACCAAAGAAAUGCCACCAUGGAAGAACGGCGUGUCAAGUGACGUGCUAUGGGGCAGGACUGACAAGGAUUCCAGAGAACAUGUCUUCCAACUUGACUAACAUAGUCCUGACGAACAACUCGGUUAGAACGAUAGGAAAAAAUGCGUUGCUUUCUUACGGACAGCUAACGACGCUGUUGAUGGACGACGAUGGGAUAGCGGAGAUUGAGCCGGGAGCCUUCAGGAAUCAGAAAAAACUGGUCUGGCUGACUCUGUUGAACAAUAAACUGACGGAGCUUCGCAGAGGACAUUUUACCGGACUGGAAUCCCUGAAGAUGCUCCUUGUCGAAGGAAACCGCAUCGAGUACGCCGAUCUCACCGAUUUCGAGAACCAAGCUUCCCUGGGAUGGAUCGGAUUGAAUAAAAACGAGAUUUGUUCGAGCUGCUUGAAGCUCCCUUACAUGCCACAUUUGAAGGAACUGUACUUGGAGAUGAACAAAAUCGAAGAAAUCUCGGAAGACUUGCUGUCCGAAUUGCCAGGUUUGACCGGAUUGAGCCUAAAGAACAACGAAAUUCGCACGAUACGUAAGAACGCGUUUAAGAAUCAGCAGAAUCUUGUGGAACUCAACUUGGCAUACAACGCGAUAAUCACCCUUUCACCACAUAUAUUCCUUCCGUUGGAAAAAUUGCGGAAAUUGAUCCUGGGCUUCAACCCGAUCGAUAAUCUGAACAUAGACGUUCUGCAUCCCUUGCAGGAUCUUCGAUCCCUGGACCUUCAGGAGAUCCAAAUCGAUAACAUGGACAAGAACGUAUUUUCAAUGUUACCCAAUUUGUCAUUCGUCUACUUCAAGAAGUUUCAUUACUGCACAACCUACGCACCAGAAGUCCAAGUGUGCCUACCCCGAAGCGAUGGAGUAUCUUCCCUGUCUGAUCUUCUGGAUAAGCCUCUCCUCAGGGCUGCGGUUUGGGGCAUUUCCUGUGUCACGUGUUUGGGGAACGCGCUGGUCCUUUGGGGCCGACUGACGGCCAGAGAUGAGAAUCGGGUGCUGAGUAUAAUGAUCAGAAAUUUGGCAGUCUCCGACAUGCUGAUGGGGAUUUACUUGUUGACAAUCGCUGCGAAGGAUUUGCAGUAUCGCGACGUCUACAACCUGAUGGCAAACGACUGGAUGAGUUCUUGGGGCUGCACGAUUGUUGGAGCUCUCGCGAUGAUCUCCUCCGAGGUCUCGGUGCUGAUUCUGUCGUUCAUGUCGGUCGAGAGAUUCUUGCUGAUCGCAUCGCCGCUGAAGAUCAAUCGUCCGUUGACAGCAAGGAACGCCUAUUCGUCGAUGAUAGUGAUAUGGGUUGUCGGCGUCAUCGUUGCUCUAAUACCGAUUGUACACUGGAGAAGUAGCACGAGGUUCUACGGGGCGAACGGUAUGUGCUUUCCUCUCCACAUCGACAACCCAUUUCUCGUCGGCUGGGAAUAUUCGGCGUUCGUAUUUCUUGGGAUGAAUUUCUUCGGACUCGUCGUUAUUUUCUACGUCUACACGGGAAUGUUUGCGAGCAUUUGGAAAACGAGACACGCGACGCCUCUUGCUGUGGGUGACUCGGAAUUUGCUUUGAGGUUCUUUUUGAUCGUGCUGACGGACGCUGCUUGCUGGGUACCGAUCAUCGUCCUCAAAAUCGUCGCUAUGACCAAGUAUCCGGUACCACCGGACCUUCACGCCUGGGUCGUCGUAUUUAUUCUUCCAGUAAACAGCGCAGUGAAUCCUUUACUCUACACAUUUACAACACCGAAAUUUCGAGAGCGUCUAGGCGAGGGCUGGUUUGGACAGAUUAGGAACAUCGUUAGCAGAAGACAAUCUGAUACGCAGAUUUCAAGAUCAUCCAGCAACAAAAAUGUUAUUCUGGUUUUGUCAACGGAUUAUAAAGAGCCGUUUGGCAUCCAAGGGAGUCGCUAUCCGACGCCUUUCAACGACGGCGGGUGCAACAGAAGCCUCAACGAUCACUCGUUCUGAACGAGCGAUGGAUAACGAACCUAUACAUUACUAUUAUGAUUACAAUUUUUUAUUUUGCUUU